CUUCUCCCCGCUCAGUGCGCACUGACUCGCGGCUGCGGUCCGGAUCUGUCCCUGGCGCUGCGGUUCUGCUGCCCGGCGUGAUGCUGCUCUGGGAGGAAGGAAAAAUUAAUCUGACAUCUGUGCUUCCUCCUGCAGCUCUUUUCACCUGAGAAACCAGGCCUUUGGGAUACUUGCUUAUCAUUUCAAUGCUUGAUUUAUUCCUUAAUAAUGUGUUUGGUAUUUUGAGCUCCGUUAGCUGCGCUAGCUCGCGCUCCGUGUCGGUUUAAUGCUAACUCUGACUAGCAUGAAAUAUUAUUUUUAACGUUAUCUUUUUUUUUUUACACACAGUUUGACCAGAAAUAUCGUGUAUAAGUAGAAAUAUAAAAAUAAAUUUAUAUUCAACACAUUAUUUAAUGACUUUACCAGAUAUUAACCUGAGCGAGCUAGCUAAAGGUAAUGUUUGUUUGGAGCUAGCUUAAAAAAAAGCUUGUUUUAAAAAAAAAAAUAUUUAUAACACAAAAUUUGACACAACUUUAAUUGUCGGUACUGUAAAACAGAAUUUAUGUGUUAUUUAGUGUUUAAUGGAUGACAGAACGCAGUAUUGGUAUUGACAGCAGGAUUUCCAGGAGCAUGAAGGCUGCUGCUGAUGGAGUUUGGAUUAAUCCUGAGGAAGGAAGAAGGAUUUAUUUGUGAGCUUGUCAACAGUAUUUAAUGCAGCAGAACGUUUUCCAGACACUCAUCCGGCUGUAAAGGUGAACAGGGUUCGAUUUGGGUUGCGUUGGAUUGAACAAGAACAACAAAAUGGCUCAGGAGCUGUUCCCAUUGCACUAUCUGGUCUGGAACAAUCGGUACCUGGAGUUGGAUAGAGAGCUGAAGAAUAAAGAGGUGCAGGACAUGGAGAGUGUUGAUCCACGAGGACGUACGCCACUCGAACUUGCGGUGUGCCUCGGUCACGUGGAGUCCACGCGUGUGCUGCUGCGGCACAACGCUGAUCCUACACGCAGCAGUACACGAGGAUGGACAGUGUUACAGGAAGCAGUAAGCACAGGAGACCCAGAGUUGGUGCAGCUCGUCCUUCAGUACAGGGAUUACAAACGAGCUACGGAGAGACUAGCUGGUAUUCCUGAGCUUCUCAGCAAACUCAGACAGGCGCAGGAUUUUUAUGUGGAGAUGAAGUGGGAGUUUACAAGCUGGGUGCCUCUGGUGUCUAAAGUGUGUCCGAGUGACGUGUACCGGGUGUGGAAGAGUGGCUCAUGUCUGCGAGUGGACACCACGUUACUGGGGUUUGAGCACAUGACCUGGCUCAAGGGCCGGCGCAGCUACAUCUUUAAAGGUGGAGAUGACGGGGCCAUGGUGAUGGAGGUGGAUCAUGAGAAGCAGGUGGUGUACACGGAGCCGCUUUCCCUGUCUCCACGUGAUGCGCCGUCCCUCCUCGCCGCCAUGCUGCCGUCGCAAGAGAACACGGCACAGAGACUGACCUCUCCCAUCGUCUCGACACACCUGAACACACGCAACAUCGCCUUCGAGAGGAACAAGUCUGGGAUUUGGGGCUGGCGCUCGGAGAAGACGGAGGUGGUCAGUGGAUAUGAGGCGAAGGUUUAUAGCGCAACUAAUGUGGAGCUGGUGACGCGCUCUCGAACUGAACACCUCUCCGAUCAGGACAAGUCGAGAUGCAAAGGAUCCAGAACUCCUCUUCAAUCUUUCCUUGGAAUUGCAGAGCAGCACGUGCCGACCAACGGGAGUCAGGUAUCUCAGUGCGCCAGUCCUCACAACCCGACGGACAUCACAGCCGAGGAGUACUUCGACCCCGAGUUUAACCUGAACGGCAGAGACAUCGGCAGGCCCAUCGAGCUCACCAGCAAGGUGCAGAGGUUCAAGGCCACGUUGUGGUUGAGUGAGGCCCAUCCUCUUUCGCUGGCUGAGCAGGUGACGCCCAUUAUCGAUCUCAUGGCUAUUUCUAACGCUCACUUUGCUAAACUGCGUGACUUUAUCACCCUGCGUCUGCCGCCCGGCUUCCCUGUGAAGAUAGAGAUCCCACUCUUCCAUGUACUGAACGCCCGGGUGACCUUUAGUAACCUGUGUGGCUGCGACGAGCCUGUCACCUCCGUAACUCUGCACUCGCCCCAAGGAUGCAUUGAUGCAGGUCAGAGCCUUCCCAACCUGCAAUGUGAGGUGGACCCCUCAGUGUUUGAGCCCCCAGCGGAUUACACCACGCUCGGUCCAGGCCGUAGCGAGCCGCUAAGGGAUGAGGACGAUAACCUGCUGCAGUUUGCGAUUCAGCAGAGUCUGUUGGAUGCAGGGACAGAAAGUGAUCAGGUGACCAUAUGGGAGGCUCUCACUAACACUCGUCCAGUGUCUUCUCAGCCUCCGCUUUAUGAGGAGGACUCUCAGCUUGAGCGGGCAAUCCAGGAGUCGUUGUCUCUGUCAUUGGCUGGAGGAGAAAGCGGCGAAGCUCCCGCUCCAUCUCCACAAGGAUCCUCACCGGACAUCGCCCUCAACUCUCCACCUUCCUACAACUCGUUAGUCGAUCGGCGGGUUACCGGUGCAUUUUCCGUAGCAUCCAGCUUUGACGAGCAGCUGCGCCUGGCCAUGGAGCUUUCCUGCAGAGAGCAGGAGGAGCUGGACAGGAAAAGAAGAGAAGAAGAGGAGGAGCUUGAAAGGAUAUUACAGCUGUCACUUACAGAAAAGUGACCAGGCUAAGAGUAUCAAAAAAAGCUUAAUUUAUUAUUUGUGCUUUUUUUCCUGCAGUGUUAAAUUAUUAUUAAAGAUUCAUGCUUCUUUUCUAUAUGAAAUGGGACAGAGGGCUUAAUCAAAAGAUCAGAGAGAGAGAGAGAGAGAGUGAGGGAAAAAAUGAGUACCAGGUUAUGAAAGAAAGCAGAUGAAUAAAUAACAUCAAUCCAUGAGCAUGGCAAGACAAUGUCACUGAUAUCCUCUCAAUCUCUGUCAUCAUUCUGAGUGAACAUGUUCAAACUUUAUGUUUAUUAUACAGUACUGAUAAUGUGAAUAUGAAAUGAUAACUAUGGCGAUGCAUAAAGUAAUACAAAAAUAAAUAUUGCAUAAAAUGACUUACAUAUGUUGGCUAACGGACAUGUAAGAAUAAUUAUUAAAUGUAUUUGAAACGC
This is a messenger RNA of Clarias gariepinus (North African catfish), 3101 nucleotides long. It is a transcript of the gene ankrd13d, whose product is annotated as ankyrin repeat domain 13 family, member D. Gene Ontology annotation, molecular function: protein binding. The coding region runs from base 781 to 2670 and encodes 629 amino acids. The transcript has 16 exons. NCBI's taxonomy places the organism in Eukaryota, Metazoa, Chordata, Actinopteri, Siluriformes, Clariidae. The record is from RefSeq and is a predicted model, not a curated record. Gene Ontology annotation, cellular component: cytoplasm.